AUGUCCCUAACCGUGGCCGAUACGACGACACCAGCUGAAACAGUACCAUCAUCAACGGAGGAACGCAACAACAACAAGAGUGUGCGACAGCAGCCGAUUACUCUAAUUUUGCCCACCAGCGGUAAGCUGUUUUUCGAGAAAAAGCAAGAGUUCCAACUUUGCAAACCACAGCUGCUCCCACUGAAGUCGUUCAGUUUGGAGAAGUUGGAAAGAAUGCACCAAGAAGCGCAGCGACAGUUGCAGGAAACUCGUGCCCGAACCGCUGCUGCGAAGACCGGCAAUAACUUCUAA
This is a messenger RNA of Anopheles marshallii, 291 nucleotides long. It is a transcript of the gene BBIP1, whose product is annotated as BBSome-interacting protein 1. Bases 1 to 291 code for a protein of 96 amino acids. Gene Ontology annotation, cellular component: BBSome. Lineage: Eukaryota; Metazoa; Arthropoda; Insecta; Diptera; Culicidae. The record is from RefSeq and is a predicted model, not a curated record. Gene Ontology annotation, biological process: cilium assembly; receptor localization to non-motile cilium. The transcript has a single exon.